Molecule: messenger RNA, 1694 nt
Organism: Ictidomys tridecemlineatus (thirteen-lined ground squirrel)
Lineage: Eukaryota; Metazoa; Chordata; Mammalia; Rodentia; Sciuridae
Source: RefSeq, a predicted model, not a curated record
AUGACCAUCCUGAAGGAAGAAGGCCAGCCUCGCAGGCCCCGGCAGGAGGCAGGCGUGCUGUGCAGCCCACGUGAGGAGGCGCAGGCUGGCCAGGGAACAGAGGAGCAGGAGGAAGGCGGGGGCAAGACCAUCCUGAGGUCUCCAGGACGGAAUGGGCUGGACAAGAGCCCAUCUAAGGGCUCCCCAGCCCACUGCGUGAGAAUGGUCCUGGACCACGGGAUUGUCAACCUCCCGACUUACAACCCUCUCCCCGGAGGUCCCAGCCUUGGGGAGACCGCGGGACCUGGAACUCCAACAGACCCCUCAAGGGCCUUUCCUUCACUGACUCUCCCAUCAGGGGUAAAGCAGAGAGAUGGACAGGAACUGAGUAACGACCUGGAUGCCCAGGACCCACCAGAGGACAUGAAACAGGAUCGGGAUAUCCAGGCGGUGGCCACCUCCCUCAUGCCAUUGACGCAAGCCAACCUGCGCAUGUUCCAGCGUGCCCAGGACGACCUGAUCCCUGCCGUGGACCGCCAGUUUGCCUGUUCCUCCUGUGAUCACGUCUGGUGGCGCCGUGUGCCCCAGCGCAAAGAGGUAUCUCGGUGCCGGAAAUGCCGCAAGCGCUACGACCCAGUGCCCUGUGACAAGAUGUGGGGCGUGGCCGAGUUCCACUGCCCGAAGUGUCGGCAUAACUUCCGGGGCUGGGCACAAAUGGGGUCCCCGUCCCCCUGCUACGGGUGCGGCUUCCCCGUGUAUCCAACACGGAUCCUGCCCCCGCGCUGGGACCGGGACAUGGACCGCCGCAGCACACACACCCACUCCUGCUCGGCUGCCGACUGCUACAACCGGCGAGAGCCCCAUGUGCCUGGCACAUCCUGUGCACACCCCAAGAGCCGCAAACAGAACCAUCUGCCCAAAGUCCUCCACCCCAGCAACCCCCACAUCAGCAGCGGCUCCACGGUGGCCACUUGCCUGAGCCAGGGCGGCCUCCUGGAGGACCUGGACAACCUCAUCUUGGAGGACCUGAAGGAGGAGGAGGAGGAGGAGGAAGAGGAAGAGGAGGAGGAGGAGGGCAGGCCCAGGGAGUGACCUCCGCGGGCGCACACACCAGACGCGGGCUCUGGAUGCUCUGUGUUGUUAUAAAUGUGAGCUCAAAGCCGAGACAAGUGCCCUUGGGGAGCUGUCUGGGCCCGCGACACGGGUGGGGGACUCCUGGGUCCCAUUCUGGGGCUCUGGGGAGCAAAUCCACAGUGGGAAAGUCCGGGACAGGCUCAGCACUGAGCCACAGAGAGGUGCGGCCAGGACAAUUUAGUCUUCUGCUGGGAAACACCCUGGGGCCAGGCGGGCAGAGGCCCGGGCAGUCAGGGCCUGGCGGGUCGGAUCAGCAUGGCGGCCUUCUUGAGGGAGUACGCCCCGCCACGGAACUCAGCCCAGUAGACACCAUCCUGGUAGCGGUUUCGGUAGUGGCCACCACGGUGCCACACACCGUUGAGGUUGGAGUGGGCACAAGCAUGGUACCACCAGCCCCCGCGCUGGUACAAGGCACAGUUACCUGAGGGGAAAAGAGUGGGUGUCCUCACCAGAUUGAACAAGCCUCCCCUGCACGCCAUGUGCAAGGCAUGUGCCAGCCAUCCCCUGGUCCUCCCCAGUCUUACUGAAUAUAAGCCCUGAUCCUCCAUUUCCUCUCCAAAAUAAAAACCCUGGCCUCCCAC